AAAAUUUCAACAAUCCGGCGCGUGCUGGAGAAACAGUUAGUGUUCAGAGCAACGGUUAACGUUUCCUAUACAUCGGUCUCGCUGUUUUUUAUUAAUAAUUUCUUGGUAAUUUCAUCCGAUUAUCUUCUACCGAAAGAUGGAUUUAGACGCCAUGAAAUAUGCAGAACUGCGGCAGCUCGCCAAGAGCGUCGGUUUGAAAGCCAACGUGAAGGCUGAUAAGCUUCUGAAGGCACUGCGGCUUCAUUUUGAACAGCAAGAAAGCUCGGAGAACGGAAACAUCGCCUCCGAUGAUGCACAGGUCCCAGAGGAGGCAGCAGCCGAGCCUAAAGCCGUGACUGACUCGCUGGUGACCACACGGCGUGGAAAAAAACAGCAGACCAAGAGAAAGCAUUCUGGAGAUGGGGCUGAUCUGAAUCCCAUACCUUUUCAGGAUGACACCGAGUUGCCCAGAGAGGAGGAAGAGAACGAUGGGAGUAAAAGGAGCUCCAAGAGGAGGAAAGUGUCCUCUCCCAAGGUCACUGAAAACAAACCUGAAUCUGCUGAGGAUGACGUAGUCAUUCAGGAGAGCAAAAAAGGUAUGGUAACAAAGACCGCAGGAAAAAUUCCCCGUCACGAGGGUCUGAUGAAGAAGAAAGCAGCUCUGAGGCCGACCACACCAAACUUCAAGAAACUUCACGAGGCGCAUUUCAGCAAGAUGGAGUCCAUCGAUUCCUAUGUGCAGAGAAAGAACAAGCAGGUGGAGGGGCUCAGGAACACUGUGAAGGACCUGAAGGCUCAGUCAGAAACUGGGAUCAAGAAAUCAGCAGAGACUAAGACUCGCACUAUGCCUCCAGUCCACCGAGCCUCACUCUUCAGCCCAGGAGUUCAGGAGAAAAAAACGCAGAAGCGCAGGGUCACUCAGGCUCCUGCGAGGAAGUCAGUGAUGAAAGAAAGUGGCCCUUUCAGGCCAUCCAUCCUCUCAACCAACAAGAUCAACGUCAGGUUUUCUCAAGCGACACAAGACAAUGAGCACAAGCGCUCUCUGAUAAAGACCCCGGCUCGGAUGUCUCCGCUUCCACUCACACCCAUGUCAGGCAGGAAGUCCGAAGUGCGCGUUAACAAGAACGCAACUUCUGUCAACAAAACUCCAGGUUUAACCCCAUUCGUCUUCAACAGCACCUCGGACACUCCGGCAACCAACAAAAAGAAUACCUUCGAUCUGAAAGCCAGCCUCUCUCGCCCUCUCACGUACAAACCCCACAAGGGAAAACUGAAGCCUUUCAGCAGCACACAGGAAAAUGCAGCACUGAACAGCUCUCAAACGCUUCCUUCUCACCAGAAAAACUAUAAACAGCACCAGGUGCAGACACGAGCCGAACGUCGUGUUAAGCAAACAGAGGACCGGAAGCAAAAAGAGAAGAUGCUCGGCGCCAGACGCGGACUGGUCAUGGCUUAAUGUUCCUGUUUUCUUUCUUUUUAAAUUCUAUGUUUAAACUGUACCUAUUCGCACCUUUUAUUUUUUUAUCACUUGUCUGUCAUUUUUCAGUGUUGAGCAGAUUGUGUUUGUAUUCCCAUAUCCUUGUUUUAAGAAAAAAAAGACAACCAAUCCCUUUGUAUAUAAAGUAGUCCGGAUGAUUUAAUGUUUGAGGAAUAACAUUGUUGUCGAGGUGUUAAAGCUCUGGUUUUUAUUUACUAUUAAAUGUGUUUUUUUUUACUAUUA
Silurus meridionalis is the source of this 1699-nucleotide messenger RNA. It is a transcript of the gene nusap1, whose product is annotated as nucleolar and spindle associated protein 1. Lineage: Eukaryota; Metazoa; Chordata; Actinopteri; Siluriformes; Siluridae. Gene Ontology annotation, biological process: mitotic chromosome condensation; mitotic cytokinesis; establishment of mitotic spindle localization. Gene Ontology annotation, cellular component: mitotic spindle; microtubule; nucleolus. Gene Ontology annotation, molecular function: microtubule binding. The record is from RefSeq and is a predicted model, not a curated record.